AUGUCGAUAGGCGAGAAUCAGGCUACUUCUCCCAACGUCCACUCCGGCUCACGGGUUGUGAUUGUCACCGGCGGCGCAGAUGGCUUCGGGGCAGCAAUUGUCGAUCGAUUCAGCAAGGAGGGCUGCAAGGUGAUUUUCAUUGACCUGAAUAGAGACAAGGGUGAGAAGAAGGUCGAGAAAAACGCCGGCCUCCACUUCAUCUGCGGCGAUGUGACCUGCCGCGAGACUUGGGAAGAGGCCCUUCGCUGUGGGAGAGAAUCAUUUGGAAGAGUUGAUAUUGUCGUCAAUAACGCCGGCAUCACAUACAGCCCAUCACCCGUACACACCAAGCCCAUUGAACAAUACGACAAGAUCUUCAAUAUAAAUCUCAAGCCUGUAUUCCUCAGUGCCCAAGUGAUCUGUCCAUUCAUGCUUGAGCAGGGAAGCGGGGCUUUCAUCAAUAUCACGAGCACGGGUUGUACCCGACCUCGACCAGGAUUCGCCUUCUAUAACGCUUCGAAGGCCGCGGUUAAUAUUGCAUCCAAAACAAUGGCCCUCGAGUAUGCUCCUACCAUUCGAUUCAACUGCAUUUGUCCAGCCGUAGGAAAUACGUCCAUGCUCCAAGCGAGCAUUGGGGAUGGAACAGAAGCACAGGCAAAAUUACGCCAACUAGAAGAGAUGUUGCCAAUGAGAAGAGUGACGGAGCCGGAAGACAUUGCCAAUGCAGCAUGGUUCUUAGGGUCGGAUCAAAGUUCGUUCAUCACAGGUACCACGAUCGAGGUAGAUGGUGGUCGAGGAGUGUAG
Cladophialophora psammophila CBS 110553 is the source of this 783-nucleotide messenger RNA. RefSeq lists its product as uncharacterized. The transcript has 8 exons. NCBI's taxonomy places the organism in Eukaryota, Fungi, Ascomycota, Eurotiomycetes, Chaetothyriales, Herpotrichiellaceae. The record is from RefSeq and is a predicted model, not a curated record. Bases 1 to 783 code for a protein of 260 amino acids.